Molecule: messenger RNA, 6088 nt
Organism: Mirounga angustirostris (Northern elephant seal)
Lineage: Eukaryota; Metazoa; Chordata; Mammalia; Carnivora; Phocidae
Gene: TSC2
Product: TSC complex subunit 2
Exons: 42
Coding region: 190-5754 (1854 amino acids)
Biological process (GO): negative regulation of Wnt signaling pathway; regulation of small GTPase mediated signal transduction; negative regulation of phosphatidylinositol 3-kinase/protein kinase B signal transduction
Cellular component (GO): cytoplasm; TSC1-TSC2 complex; nucleus
Molecular function (GO): GTPase activator activity
Source: RefSeq, a predicted model, not a curated record
ACUACGACUCCCAGGAAGCUCGGCGGCGGCGCUCGGCCCCCCCUGUCCGCUGCCGGAAGUGCGGACCAAGCUUCCGGCGGCGGCUCGGGGGUUGGGGGGCCGGGGUAGCGCUCCCUUCUCCGCGCCGGGACGACCCGGCGCGCGGCCGGCGCGGCGUGGGAAGCGGCCUCUGCUGCAUCCCUGCCCACCAUGGCCAAGCCAACAAGCAAAGAUUCAGGCUUGAAGGAGAAGUUCAGGAUUCUCUUGGGACUGGGAACCCCGAGGCCAAACCCCAGGUCUGCAGAGGGCAAACAGACGGAGUUUAUCAUCACCGCGGACAUCCUGAGAGAACUGAGCGUUGAAUGUGGUAUCAACAAUCGCAUCCGGGUGAUAGGGCAGAUCUGCGAAGUUGCAAAAACGAAGAAAUUUGAAGAGCAUGCAGUAGAGGCGCUGUGGAAGGCCGUGGCGGACCUGCUGCACCCGGAGCGGCCCCCGGAGGCCCGGCACGCGGUGCUGGCUCUGCUGAAGGCCAUAGUGCAGGGGCAGGGGGACCGCUUGGGCGUUCUCAGGGCCCUCUUCUUUAAGGUCAUCAAGGAUUACCCCUCUAAUGAAGACCUCCACGAGAGACUGGAAGUGUUCAAGGCCCUCACGGACAAUGGGAGACACAUCACCUACUUGGAAGAAGAACUGGCUGGGUUUGUCCUGCAGUGGAUGGACGUCGGCCUGUCCUCAGAAUUCCUGCUGGUACUUGUGAACUUGGUUAAAUUCAACAGCUGCUACCUGGAUGAAUACAUUGCAUCAAUGGUCCAUAUGAUCUGCCUGCUGUGUGUCCAGACCGUGUCAUCCGUGGACAUAGAGGUCUCCCUGCAGGUGCUGGAUGCCGUGGUCUGUUACAACUGCCUGCCGGCUGAGAGCCUCCCCUUGUUCAUCGUCACCCUCUGCCGUACCAUCAACGUCAAGGAGCUCUGUGAGCCUUGCUGGAAGCUGAUGCGUAACCUCCUGGGCACCCAUCUGGGCCACAGUGCCAUCUACAACAUGUGUCGUAUCAUGGAGGACAGAGCCUACAUGGAAGAUGCCCCGCUGCUGAGAGGGGCUGUGUUCUUUGUGGGCAUGGCUCUCUGGGGAGCACACCGACUCUACUCCCUCAAGAACUCCCCGACGUCCGUGCUGCCAUCGUUUUAUGAGGCCAUGACCUGUCCAAACGAGGUGGUGUCCUACGAAAUCGUCCUCUCUAUAACCAGACUCAUCAAGAAGUACCGGAGGGAGCUCCAGGCUGUGGCGUGGGACAUCCUGCUGAACAUCAUGGAGCGCCUGCUUCAGCAGCUCCAGAGCCUGGACAGCCCGGAGCUCAGAGCCAUCGUCCACGACCUGCUGACCACAGUGGAAGAGCUGUGUGACCAGAACGAGUUCCACGGCUCUCAGGAGAGAUACUUUGAGCUCGUUGAGCGAUGCGCAGACCAGAGGCCUGAGUCCUCCCUCUUAAACUUAAUAACCUACAGGGCGCAGUCAAUCCAUCCGGCGAAGGACGGCUGGAUUCACAACCUGCAGUUGCUGAUGGAGAGAUUCUUCAGGAAUGAAUCCCGCAGUGCCGUUCGCAUCAAGGUGCUGGAUGUCCUGUCCUUCGUGCUGCUCAUCAACAGGCAGUUCUAUGAGGAGGAGCUGAUCAGCUCAGUGGUCAUCUCCCAGCUCUCCCACGUCCCCGAGGACAAAGACCCCCAAGUCCGGAAACUGGCCACCCAGUUGCUGGUGGACCUGGCCGAAGGCUGUCAUACCCACCACUUCAACAGCCUGCUGGACAUUGUGGAAAAGGUGAUUGCCCGCUCCCUUUCUCCACCCCCUGAGCUGGAGGAGAGAGAUGUGGCGGCGUACUCAGCCUCCUUAGAGGAUGUGAAGACCGCCGUCUUGGGGCUCCUGGUCAUCCUUCAGACCAAGCUGUACGCCUUGCCUGCCAGCCAUGCGGUGCGUGUGUAUGAGACGCUCGUCAGCCACAUGGAGCUGCACUACAGGCACGACUAUGCCCUGCCCAUCGCAAGCAGCAUCCGGCUGCAGGCCUUCGACUUCCUGCUGUUGCUGAGGGCCGACUCGCUGCACCGCCUCGGCCUGCCCAGCAAGGAUGGGGCCGUGAGGUUCAGCCCUUACUGUGUCUGCGACGCCAUGGAGCCGGAGAGGGGCCCGGAGAAGAAGGCCAGUGGCCCCCUGUCGCCUCCCACCGGGCCGCCUGGCCCCGCGCCUGCAGGCCCCGCGGUGCGGCUCGGCUCUCUGCCCUACUCCCUGCUCUUCCGUGUCCUCCUGCAGUGCUUGAAGCAGGAGGCGGACUGGAAGGUGCUGAAGCUCGUGCUCAGCAAGCUGCCUGAGUCCCUGCGCUACAAGGUACUCAUCUUCACGUCUCCGUGCAGCGUCGACCAGCUGUCUUCCGCCCUCUGCUCCGUGCUUUCAGGUCCCAGAACCCUGGAGCGGCUUCGAGGCACCCCAGAAGGGUUCUCCAGAACUGACCUGCAUCUGGCUGUGGUUCCCGUGCUGACGGCGCUGAUCUCUUACCAUAAUUACUUGGACAAAACCAGACAGCGGGAGAUGGUGUACUGCCUGGAGCAAGGCCUGAUCUACCGCUGUGCUAGCCAGUGCGUCGUGGCGCUGGCCAUCUGUAGCGUGGAGAUGCCCGACAUCAUCAUCAAGGCGCUUCCCGUCCUGGUCGUGAAGCUCACGCACAUCUCAGCCACGGCCAGCAUGGCCAUUCCACUCCUCGAGUUCCUGUCAACUCUGGCCCGGCUGCCCCACCUCUACCGGAACUUCGCAGCUGAGCAGUACGCGAGUGUCUUUGCCAUUUCCCUGCCUUACACCAAUCCCUCCAAGUUUAAUCAGUACAUCGUGUGCCUGGCCCAUCACGUUAUAGCCAUGUGGUUCAUUAGAUGCCGCCUGCCCUUCCGGAAGGAUUUUGUUCCCUUUAUCACUAAGGGCCUGCGUUCCAACGUCCUCCUGCCCUUCGAUGACACCCCUGAGAAAGACAGCUUCAGAGCUCGAAGCACUAGUCUCAACGAGAGGCCCAAGAGUUUGAGGAUAGCCAGACCCCCCAAACAAGGCUUGAAUAACUCUCCACCCGUGAAAGAAUUCAAGGAGAGCCCUGCAGCCGAGGCCUUCCGGUGCCGCAGCAUCAGUGUGUCUGAACAUGUGGUCCGCAGCAGGAUCCAGACGUCCCUCACCAGCGCCAGCUUGGGGUCUGCAGACGAGAAUUCGAUGGCCCAGGCUGAUGACAACUUGAAAAAUCUCCACCUGGAGCUCACGGAAACAUGUCUGGACAUGAUGGCCAGAUAUGUGUUCUCCAACUUCACAGCGGUUCCCAAGAGGUCGCCUGUGGGCGAGUUCCUCUUGGCUGGCGGCAGGACCAAAACCUGGCUGGUUGGGAACAAGCUUGUUACCGUGACAACAAGCGUGGGGACUGGGACCCGGUCGCUGCUGGGCUUGGACUCAGGAGAGCUGCAGGGUGGCCCCGAGUCGAGCUCGGACCCUGGCACGCACGUGAGACAGACCAAGGAGGCGCCUGCCAAGCUGGAGUCCCAGGCUGGGCAGCAGGUGUGCCGCAGGGCCCGGGACCGGGUCCGCUCCAUGUCCGGGGGCCACGGCCUUCGUGUUGGUGCCCUGGACACUCCAGCCUCCCACUUCCCGGGUGGCCCCACCUCCCCGGGUGCACAGACAGCACUCGCCAGCAAGUCUGAGAGGGCAUCAGCUGGUACCCAGUUCCCAGUACAGGAGAAGACGAGCCUGGCAGCCUAUGUCCCCCUGCUGACCCAGGGCUGGGCAGAGAUCCUGGUCCGGAGGCCCACAGGGAACACCAGCUGGCUGAUGAGCCUGGAGAACCCACUCAGCCCCUUCUCCUCGGACAUCAACAACAUGCCCCUGCAGGAGCUGUCCAACGCGCUCAUGGCCGCUGAGCGCUUUAAGGAGCGUCGCGACACAGCUCUGUACAAGUCGCUGUCGGUGCCGGCGGCGGGCUCGGCCAAGCCCCCUCCGCCCCCGCGGUCUAACACGGUGGCCUCUUUCUCCUCCCUGUACCAGUCCAGUUGCCAAGCAAAGCUGCACAGGAGCAUUUCCUGGGCAGACUCGGCGGUGGUUCUGGAGGAGGGGAGCCCAAGCGAGACUCAUUUGUCCGCGGAGCCCAUGGAGUUGGAGGACUUUGAGGCGACGCUAGGCACAGACCGGCGCAGUGACCGCGCUGAGGCUUACAGCAGGUCAUCUUCAAGCUCCAGCCAAGAGGAGAAGUUCCCUGCAGAGGAGCUGGCGGCUCGAGGAAUCCCCAUCGAGCGGGCUGUCUCUUCUGAGGGUGCCCGGCCUUCUGUGGAGCUCUCCUUCCAGCCCUCCCAGCCCCUCAGCAAGUCCAGCUCCUCGCCUGAGCUGCAGACCCUGCAGGACAUACUUGGGGACCCUGGGGACAAGACUGAUGUUGGCCGGCUGAGCCCUGAGGCCAAGGCCCGGUCCCAGUCCGGGAUCCUGGACGGGGCAGGUGCCUCCUGGUCAGCCCCAGGCGAAGAGAGCCAGGGCCGGGGCCCCGCGCAGCCCGAGGGUUCCUUGCCUUCCAGCUGCCCCCGCUCCCCCAGUGGCUUGCGGCCCAGAGGCUACACCAUCUCUGAUUCGGCCCCAUCACGCAGAGGCAAGAGGGUAGAGAGGGACGCCUUCAAGAGCAGAGCUGGGGCCUCCAAUACUGAGAAGGUGCCAGGCAUCAAUCCCAGCUUUGUGUUCCUGCAGCUCUACCAUUCACCUUUCUUUGGUGACGAGUCCAACAAGCCCAUCCUUCUACCCAAUGAGCCUACAGUGACCUACCCGCGUGAGGAGAGCCCUCCUUGGAAGGGCAUCCGGCUGGGGCUGGUGGUAGGGCUGGUGGCAGGGGACGGCCUCCGCCCAAGCUCAGGCAGGGCUCUGUGGCUACAGUCCUUCGAGCGGUCAGUGCAGCUUCUCGACCAGAUUCCAUCCUACGACACGCACAAGAUUGCCGUCCUGUACGUGGGAGAAGGCCAGAGCGACAGUGAGCUGGCCAUCCUGUCCAACGAGCACGGCUCGUACAGGUACACGGAGUUCCUGACCGGCCUGGGCAAGCUCAUCGAGCUCAAGGACUGCCAGCCCGACAAGGUGUACCUGGGGGGUCUGGAUGUGUGUGGGGAGGACGGCCAGUUCACCUACUGCUGGCACGACGACAUCAUGCAAGCUGUCUUCCACAUUGCCACCCUGAUGCCCACCAAAGAUGUGGACAAGCACCGCUGUGACAAGAAGCGUCAUCUGGGCAACGACUUCGUGUCCAUUGUGUACAACGACUCCGGCGAGGACUUUAAACUGGGUACCAUCAGAGGCCAGUUCAAUUUCGUCCAUGUCAUCAUCACCCCCCUGGACUACGAGUGCAACCUGGUGACCCUGCAAUGCAGGAAAGACAUGGAGGGUCUCGUGGACACCAGCGUGGCCAAGAUCGUGUCAGACCGCAACUUGCCUUUUGUGGCCCGUCAGAUGGCUCUGCACGCAAAUAUGGCCUCACAGGUACAUCACAGCCGCUCCAACCCCACCGACAUCUACCCCUCCAAGUGGAUCGCCAGGCUCCGCCACAUCAAGCGGCUCCGCCACCGGAUCCGGGAGGAAGCUCACUACUCCAACCCCAGCCUACCCCUGAUGCAGAUGCACCCCCCGGGCCACGCCAAAGCCCCUGCUCAGGCGCCAGCAGAGCCCAUGCCCACAUAUGAGACGGGCCAGCGGAAGCGCCUCAUCUCCUCGGUGGAUGACUUCACGGAGUUCGUGUGAGGCUGCCCCUUGCGGACGUGUGCGCAUGAAAUAAAGCCGCAGUGCCUCCGGGCCCGCGUGGCUCACACAGAUGCAGUCAGCCAGCUGGUUUAUUUGACUUUGUCCAGUGGGGAUGGAAUCAAGGCUAUAGCUUGGGCAAGGUCCCCCUGCCCCCCCCCCCCCCCCAGCCGUGGUACGGGGCCUGUCUGGGCCACCCACGCCAUCACACACAGUCCUGUGCUCACCUGCCCCAGCCCCAAGAGCCAGCCCCCGGGGAGGGCUCUUUCCACCUGACCACCUUGUUCUUGCCCUCGUCCUGCUCCUCACCCAAACCUGGCACCAGCAGGUCUGGGCC